AUGCGCGCACACAUUGUACUUGCUCUUUUCGUUGUAUUCUGGCGAUGUGAUUGUGGCUAUCGCUCACAAUAUGGGGGUGGAGGACAAUAUGGGGGUGGAGCAGGAUAUGGGGGUGGAGCACGAUACGGGGGUGGAGGAGGUGAUUCUUAUGUACUACCACAAGCACCAGUGCAACAACCUAUACCGUCGUAUUCCCCGCCUGCACCACAAUAUCCACCUCCACAACCGCUUCCUCCUCCUCCGCCGCCGCCACCACCUCCACCACCACCGCGGCCAUCGUACACGCCACCAGUGGCAUCGCCACCCCUCGCCGGUCCGCCCGCAUCCUCUUACGGACAGGGACCUGUGGCACCAUCGCGACCAUCGUACGCGCCAGCAUCGCCACCUGUGGAAGUUCCAGCUGCUUCUUCUUAUGGACAAGGAGCUGUUGCACCAAUGCCGAGCGUGCCAGCAUCGCCACCUGUGGAAGUUCCAGCCGCUUCUUCCUAUGGACAAGGAGCUGUGGCACCAAUGCCGAGCGCGCCACCAUCGCCACCUGUGGAAGUUCCAGCUGCUUCUUCCUACGAGCAAGCACCUAUGGCAUCACCGCCUGCAAUAAGCACUGAAGGAAGCGAAGCCUCUUUCGUACCAGGACCAUCUUCGCCAGGUGGAGGUACCUAUGGCGGUAACUCCAUUACCUAUGGCGGAGAAGGUUCUUCUGGUGCAGGCGGAUACUCACAAGGAUUUCGCAAGAAAUAUCAAAGACGAUAUAAUUCGAAGAAAGUGUACCGCAAAGCUAAAAAAAUGAAGAUGCAACGCGUGAAUCGUGCACGUCAUGUACAAGCGGCAAAGAUAAUGCAAUAG
Messenger RNA from Necator americanus (New World hookworm), 843 nucleotides. RefSeq lists its product as uncharacterized. The record is from RefSeq and is a predicted model, not a curated record. The transcript has 5 exons. The coding region runs from base 1 to 843 and encodes 280 amino acids. NCBI's taxonomy places the organism in Eukaryota, Metazoa, Nematoda, Chromadorea, Rhabditida, Ancylostomatidae.